CUGAAGUGAAGUUCAUAAAGUUAUUCGGCGUAUGUCAAUCAUCCAUCCAAGGCCUUUUAAACGAGGCAGAGUUUAUUUAUAAUUUGACUUCUCGCUCGUUUGAGAAAUAUUACUCAUAAACGUUCUGUUUUCCACAGAAGUUGAAAACUUAAUAUGAAUGUUCAAUGCAGUUGGAAAGCGUCUGAUGGCAGACCAGUAGCUGAUGCAGUUAAUUGGACUGAUGCUGCUGACAUCAACAAUUUUGAAGAUGAAAUCAUGGCUGAAAACUGCAUCAUGCUGGAAGCUCCGGAAAAAGCCGACGGGGCUUACCCUACAGUGCCUGCUUGCCAGUUACUCAUAUCAUGCCAGCCGCCCAAUCAGAUUUCUCAUAUAUCAGUCUUUUGUGAAGCAAGGGUCAUGGAAGUUUAUGGGCAUCAUGGAGAAUACUUGAAAACCAUUCGCACCACACUGUUAGAAGAAGCUGAAGACAUGGUCGUAUUUAAAGGUGAUGUGCAAUUAGAAAGGCCAUUAUCAUUGUGUUCCAUAAAGUUUGCGUGUUUACGAUCUCCAAAUGAAAUGUGGCUCUAUGGAGUAAAAAUACAUUUAUCAAAAAGUGAAUUUGAUCAACAAAACCAGAUGUCAAUCCCACUAGCAGCAGUUGAACAUAGAUUAGCCGAAAUGGGUCUAACUCUUAGUGAUAAGGCUGAAGCGUUUAAACAACUGUUUGAAAAAUGUCAAAAAUCUCCAGUGUUUGGCCUACAAGAUAUUGGUUUCUUUAUUGCAAGCUUACAACAGUCUAAUCUAGUGAAGCACAAAUCUUCCUCCCCUGAAACUUUGCAAGUGUCAAAAACUUUAGACUCUUUAAUGAAAUGUGCUGAUAAUAGAGAUAGUCAAAACAAUGUGAAAGAAGAAGUGAAGGAAGUGAAUUCGAACUAUCAAACAAUCGAGUCGGCUACAAUAUCAACAUCCCCUAUUUUACUCAACAGAUCUGAAACUGGUACUCAAACAGAUGAAGAGUAUUUAAACUUAGAAAACAAAUUGAAGACAUACAUAAAUGAACAGAUAAUGGAAAUGGACAGGAAUAUGUGGGAAAAAAUAAAUAAACGCUUCCAAGAAACAGAAGCUAAGCUUUUGUGUAAACUUGAUGAAAUUGAAUCAUUUGUUAAGCCUCAAGGUGUGAUUAGCAGCUAAUGUUUAUCCUGUAUCGCCAAUCAUUUGUUUUCAAACUGGAUUGUUGUAUUUUAAAAUUUAUUUAUUAAAUUAUAUAUUUUAUUUGUUUA
Messenger RNA from Uloborus diversus, 1259 nucleotides. RefSeq lists its product as uncharacterized. The record is from RefSeq and is a predicted model, not a curated record. The transcript has 4 exons. Lineage: Eukaryota; Metazoa; Arthropoda; Arachnida; Araneae; Uloboridae. The coding region runs from base 154 to 1170 and encodes 338 amino acids.